This is a messenger RNA of Paramecium octaurelia, 2667 nucleotides long. NCBI's taxonomy places the organism in Eukaryota, Ciliophora, Oligohymenophorea, Peniculida, Parameciidae. The record is from the annotation of a GenBank genome assembly.
AUGAAAUUAAACGAUCAAAAAAGCAACAGUCAAUUAACUAUCUUUCCUUAGGCAUACAACACAAAUAUGACUGCAGCCUAUAAAUACUUAUCAAGAGAGUCAAGUGCAAUAAAAAAUGAUAAAUCAAUUUUAAAAUCUCCAUCAUCUAACUAAUUGCUUUGCACAUCAAAUAGAGGGAGUGACAAGAAAGUCAGAAUUUAGGAAUCUGCUUCGAAAGGCUCGGUUUAAUUUAAAAGUACAGCGUAGUUUGGUCGAACUUCGACUGACUUAAUAUAAGUUCCUCCUAUGAGAAGUCUUAACAGAGAAGAUAGAGAAAAGCUUAUAGCCACUCUAAUUUAAUAGGUUAAAUAGCAGAAUUAAUUAAUUCUUUAAUUGGAAGAUAGAGUGCAGUAAUAAGCAGAACAAUUAGAUGAGUUAAAUCUGUAUAAUGAGAAGCAUGAACAAAAGGAGAAAUGUUAUGGAGAAAUAAUUUAAAAUUAAAAUAAAAUAAAUUAAAGAAGUAAAAUAAUUAAAGAUAUUGAUUAGUCCAAUAGAUAGCAGAACUCAGGGAAUUUGAUUAGCAAACAUCAACAAAUGAUCAUUUAGAUCUUUUAAACUAAAUAUAUGAAGAUGAGGUUGAUAUGGACAUGGCGAUUAAAUGGAGAAAUGCUAGGUUAAAAUUUAAUUUUUUGGAUGCUUUUUCAAAGGCUGCAAAAUAUUCUAAAAAGUUGAAACAUGUUCUUCAAAGAAAAUAAAAUCUCUAAUUAAAGAAUUGCUUUACAGGAUGGAAAUAUUAUAUUAAAAACAAAGCAUUAUUGAAUUAAUUUAAUGAAGUCAGAAAGUUAAGGACUGUAAUUAAUUUCUGGAUGAAAUGGAAACAAUAUAUUUAAGAUAAAAAAUAAUAUCAUAAAAAUCUAAAGACAUCAAUAUAGUUUUCUAAUUAGAAUUUAAAAAAAUAAUGUUUUUACAAAUUGAAAUAGAAUUAUCUGAAAUACAAUUUUAGCUUGAAGGAUUUUCAGUAAAUAACUUAAUCUGCUGUGAAUGAAUUUAAUAAAAUAAAGUUGUUUAAAGUAAGAAUUUAGAAUUAUUCUAGGUUUUCAGUUCAUGGACUCUCUGGAUAAAAUAGCAAAAUUAAAAACAAAAGUUCAUUUAUUAACACAUAAAUAAUGGACGCAUUAAAUAGAUGAAAGGAGUUAUAAGAUUUUUGAAAUAGAAUUGUGAUUUUCAUAAGGAAAGAGCUAACCAAAUAAUUAGGUAAAGAGGAUAAGCUAAGUUGAAAAAGUUGUUUAACUAAUUGAAAUAAAAUUGGAAAGAAAAUAAAUAUAGGGAAAAUCAAAUUAAAUUAAAUAGAAAUUUCUUUAUCAAGUUUAGACAAUUUAAAUAAUGGAUAAGGGAAUAUUAAAAAUUAUCUAGAUUAAAUUAUAUAAGCGUUAAAGUAGUGAAGAAGAGAGAGAAUUAAUUCUUAUAAAGAUGUAUUUAAAUUCAUGUUAUUUUAGUAUUCAAUUCUAUGAAGAAUAAUGCUUAGUAUAGGAAAAUGAAGAGAUAAAAUGAAAUAUUGUUGAACAAGAAAUAUGACAAUAGAGUAUUAAAUUAGGCAUUUAUGCAAUGGUUAAGCAAUCUCUUAAAGAAGAAGAAUUUAUUGGUAAAAGAGUAAAAUGUAGUUAUUUUAAAACAAAAGGAUAUUGAUUAUUAGUAAUAAAACGAUGUAUAGAACUUAAAAUAAAUGUACGAUAGUAUCUCAUAAUAAUUGGGAAAUUAGGAAGAGUAAAUUAAUAAUUAUAAAAUAUUGAUAUCUAAUCAAAAAGAAGUAGAACGAGAGUUGUAAAUGCAAUAGUAAUAGAUUAUUAAAUAAUUAGUGAUUAUUUGAAAUAAGAGCUGAUGACGACAAAGGAUCAAUUGGUAAAUUAUUAGAUUGAGGGAGAUGAAGUGAGAAUAUUGAAAGAAUAAUAUGCAUAAGCCUAAUAACAAUUGAAAGAGAUAAGAAUGCAAUAAAGAUGUAAUAUUCAAAUCUGAUAUAUUCAAGUGGGAUCUCCUAUUAGAAAUAUGUAGAGUAGUGGAAUAAAUGUAGACUAGGAUCAAUUAAGAAAGCAAGUAGAGAUCAGCACUUCAUUACUAAAUGAUUAGAAAUAGGAGUACAAUCAUUUGCAAAUGGAAUAUUCAAAGGUAGUUGGAGAUUACGAGAAAAAGAUCAAAGACAUUGAAAAAUACUUUGUAGAUUUAUGUGACAAAUAAAAGUUGUAGAUUGAGAGAUGUAAUUAAACCAAUAUAUGGUAGUGUUGAAGGAGAAUCAAACUAUUAAAAUUGAAAAUCAACAAAACGUUGUUUCCAGAAACAGGCUUAUGGAUGAAUUGAAUAUGAUACAUGAGUCUUUUAGAGAUGAGAUUCCAUAGUAAAAUCGCACAAACCUCCAAACUCAAGAAUCCUAUGAAUAAUAAUAGUUUGGAGGCUAUAAUAGAAGAUUAAAGUCGAAUUUGUAUAGUCAAACAUCACCAAUAUCAGAAAAUUAAUAUUCUCAAAAUUCUCCUUAAAAAAAAGUAUAGAUUGAAGAUAGGUAUGUAUGAUAUCAUAUCAUUAUCAAGAAGGAUAAAAGAAGAAGCAUGCAACUUAAGAGAAGACAUUAAAAGACGCUUGGCUUCCUUAAAAACUUAAAUGGAUUGCUAAUUGUGAAUUUUUUAUAAUAUUUUUAAU